Cavenderia fasciculata is the source of this 945-nucleotide messenger RNA. RefSeq lists its product as uncharacterized. The transcript has 2 exons. The coding region runs from base 1 to 945 and encodes 314 amino acids. The record is from RefSeq and is a predicted model, not a curated record. NCBI's taxonomy places the organism in Eukaryota, Evosea, Eumycetozoa, Acytosteliales, Cavenderiaceae.
AUGUUUAAGAAAGGAUUAGACGUACUCAAGCAAACAAAGGAAGCCGUCAAAGAAGGCUUUGUAGAGAAUCCAGAUGAAGAGGAACACAUUACCAACGCUAAAAUAAACUUAAAGAAUAUGAAAUGGUCUCUCAAACUAUUGACUGAAUUAUCUAGAAGUUAUUAUCUUACUUCAGAUAAACAAGUACAACAAGGUAAUGGAUUAGCAACUAUAUUAAAUAGAUUUGGAGAAAAGACAUCACAUACAAAUUAUACAGAGAAUCAAACUGUUCCACUUUCAACAUCGCUCAAAGAGGUUGCUGCAGGUAUCAAUGACACCUCUCUACUCUUCCAACAAUACACACAGUUGUUUGCUGAUCGUUUGGCUACUCAAAUCACCGCCUUGUACGAAGGUGAGGUUAAAAAGACAAUCAACGCUGAAAAGGGUCAAGAAGAGUUACGUGCCAAAUUCAACGUUGCCGCUAGUAACCUCAGAAGCGCUCAAAAGAGUAACAAGCAAGUUGCCGAACGUCAAUCUGAAUACGAUAAUGCCAAGUCACUCUAUGACCAAAGUAGUGCCAACUUUGUUCAACUUGUAUUUGACACGAUCCAAUACGUUCAAAAGGAGGUUGCAUUGUCAAUGAAACAAUUUGUACAAGACCAAACUAGAUUCAUCCAAGAAGGUAUUCGUGUAUGGACUGAUGCUGAAAACAAGAUCUUUGGUGUUGAAUCACCUGCUGCUGCCUCAACCCCACAACAAUACCAACAACAAUACGAACAACAACAACUACAACAACACCAAACAACCUUCUCACUCGAACCAGUCAGUCUUAGUAAAUUGACAAUCGAUGAAAGUUCACCACCAUACCAACCACCUGCCGGUGACACUCCAAGUCCACAAUAUCAUUCACCAUCAGGUGAACCAAACCCAUUCGAUGAUGCCAAUCCAUUCGAACCAACUCUUUAA